This is a messenger RNA of Ricinus communis (castor bean), 2854 nucleotides long. Its product is annotated as G-type lectin S-receptor-like serine/threonine-protein kinase LECRK3. Gene Ontology annotation, molecular function: ATP binding; protein serine/threonine kinase activity. NCBI's taxonomy places the organism in Eukaryota, Viridiplantae, Streptophyta, Magnoliopsida, Malpighiales, Euphorbiaceae. The record is from RefSeq and is a predicted model, not a curated record. The transcript has a single exon. Gene Ontology annotation, biological process: protein phosphorylation; recognition of pollen. Bases 215 to 2566 code for a protein of 783 amino acids.
GGAGAAAAAGUUGUGGGGACCAAACUCCAAUUGACUACAACAACUUGAAAGGAAGAAACAUGGAGACUUCUGAAGUUUCAGCAGUUUAGAACUAUUCCCUAUCAUGACCGGAAGCACUUCAAGGUUGGAAAUAAGUGAUUAAAUUCCUUCUGAUCGAGGAAGAAAAAAUUAAGAAACACCAAAUUUUCUAAAUCCAUUCGUUCAAAUCCUAAAGAUGAGGAUAGAUUAUCAAAACCUCUUCAUGGCUUCCAUCUCAUUCUUUCUCUUUCUCUCAUCAUUAAUCAAAGCUGCAGCACAACAAAGACAGACUAAUAUAAGCUUAGGAUCUUCCCUAACACCCACCAAGAACUCUUCAUGGCUGUCACCUUCUGGUCUUUACGCUUUUGGAUUUUAUCAACAAGGCAAUGGCUAUGCUGUUGGUGUUUUUCUUGCUGGAGCUCCCCAAAAGACAGUAGUCUGGACCGCCAAUCGCGAUGAUCCACCAGUGUCAAAAGAUGUUACGUUGCUCUUCACUAGUGAUUCCGGUUUCGUGUUGCAAUCUGCGAGUGGCCAAAACAGUUCCGUUUUUAUUUCUGCUGACCAGUCUGCUUCUUCAGCUGCUUUGUUUGAUUCGGGGAACUUUGUGCUUUACAAUUCCGAACGUGAUAUAAUAUGGCAGAGUUUUGAUAACCCAAUUGAUACAUUGUUGCCUACUCAACGUCUUGAAGCUGGUAACGAGCUUAUUUCCAGUGUUUCAGCAACUGAUCACUCAACUGGAAUUUUUCGUCUUAAGAUGCAAGAUGAUGGAAAUCUUGUGCAGUAUCCGGUGAGAACUCUGGAUACUGCUGCAUUUGCUUAUUGGGCAUCCGGUACAAAUGGGGCAGGAGAUAAUGUGACACUAAAUCUUGAUCAUGAUGGUCGUCUCUACCUGCUCAAUAACACUGGCUUCAACAUCAGAAAUAUCACAGAAGGAGGGUUUCCUGUGCAAGAAACAAUUUACAUGAUCAGACUUGAUUUUGAUGGCAUAUUCAGAUUGUAUUCGUACGAUCUGAAAGAGAAUGGAAACUGGUCAGUUUUACAUUCUUCAACAGAUGACAGGUGCGCUCCCAAGGGAUUAUGUGGUCUCAAUAGUUAUUGCAUUCUAAAUGAUCAGGAACCUGAAUGUAUAUGUCUUCCAGGAUUUGGAUUUGUUUCUGAAGGGAAUUGGACUGCAGGCUGUGAAAGGAACUCUAUUACUGAAAGUUGCAAAGGCGAUAAUGUAAGUAACAGGAUUCAAGAACUAACCAAUACCGUAUGGCUAGAUAAUACAUACUUCGUUCUGUCAUCUUAUAAUAAAGAAGAUUGUGAAAAAGCCUGUUUGGAGGAUUGUAACUGCGAUGCUGCAUUUUACAACAGUGGAGAGUGCAGAAAGCAGGGAUUGCCUUUGAGAUAUGGGAGAAGAGAUUUGCGUGAUUCAAACUUGGCCUUGAUCAAGGUUGGAAGAUCUGUAUCCAACCCAAAUAUAAUUGAGCCUAUAAAGAAGAAGAAAGAGCCUGGCAAAGUCUUACUAAUUGUUAGUGCUUCAGUUAUUGGUUUUGGGUUUCUUGUGUUGACAGUUAUCGGCAUCAUGAUCUACAGAUAUCAUGUAAAGGCAUAUAAAAGGAUCUCUAGCAAUGAGCAUAUGGGAUUAAGUGAGGAAGUUGCUCCUUUAUCCUUUACCUAUGCUGAACUAGAGAGAGUGACUGAUGGCUUCAAGGAAGAAAUCGGCAGAGGUUCUUUUGGGACAGUUUAUAAAGGGCUGUUAUCAAGUAGUCAGAAAGUUGUAGCUGUGAAAAAAUUGGAAAGAGUUUUAGCUGAUGGAGAUAGAGAAUUUCAGACUGAAAUGAAGGUUAUUGGAAAAACCCAUCACAGGAACCUAGUAUGCCUACUCGGUUAUUGCAAUGAAGGACUUAAUCGGCUCUUGGUAUAUGAUUUCAUGAGCAAUGGUUCUCUUUCUGAUGUACUCUUCUCACCUGAAAAAAGACCAUGUUUCACGGAAAGAAUCGAAAUUGCUCGCAACAUAGCUAGAGGUAUUCUAUAUUUGCAUGAAGAAUGUGAAACGCAGAUCAUCCAUUGCGAUAUAAAACCAGAGAACAUAUUAAUGGAUGCAUACAUGUGUCCAAAAAUUUCAGACUUUGGAUUGGCGAAGCUACUGAAGCCAGACCAAACCAAAACCAUGACAGGAAUUAGAGGAACAAGAGGAUAUGUUGCGCCAGAAUGGCAUCGCAAGCUGCCUGUGACUACUAAAGCAGAUGUUUAUAGUUUUGGAAUUGUGUUGCUAGAGAUAGCAUGUUGUCGGAAGCAUGUGGAUCUUAGUGCUCCAGAGCAUGAAUGUAUUCUUGUAGAAUGGGUUUACAAUUGUUUUGAAAAUGGUGAAUUGGAUGAACUUGUAGGUGAUGACAAAGAGGUUGAUAAGAGGCAAAUGAAUAGAAUGAUCAAAGUGGGGCUUUGGUGCACUCUCGACGAACCAUCCCUUCGCCCUUCUAUGAAAAAGGUUCUAUUGAUGUUGGAAGGAACAGUAGACAUUCCUACACCUCCAAGUCCUACAUCUUUUCUCAGUUGCAUGUAAGUAUUAUGUUUGUCUUUCUCUCUUUCACUCUGCUUUUCGUUGCUUUUUAACGUUAAUCAAGAUCACAAAUAAUGACAUGAUAUCUAUUUGAAGAAAUAAUUAAUAAUAUCAACUUCUAGCCACUCUAUAGUUUGGAUGAAAAAUUAGCAUUCUACCAACUUCUAGCCACUCCAGGUGGGAAGUUGCACCACAGCCAAAUGGGCACAUCAAGCAGGACGCUCUCUGACAUGAUGUAAAGUCAAGCUUGAACAAGCUUUUCUUGUUAAAUGCAGAACUUUUGCUGCCUCA